GUGUGAUCUGUGUUACAGGUGUGAACUGUUGCCCAUUUGUAAAGACCCUUGCUACAUGUCCAAGGUCACCGGGAGGAAGAUACACCCACCGGAAGGGAGAAAUGAACAAAGUCGGGUGCAGGAACGGGUGUAGAAACGUCACUUUUCUGAGCGGCUGGCUAAGUGGGGCCGUUAGACAAUGGACACGAUGUUCAUUCUGAUUCUGUGUUUGAUGGUGGCCUGCUCGCAGGCAGGGUUAAACGAUAUUUCUGGCCGGCAGCUACGGGACAUGUUGGAGGAUGAGGAGUUCGUGGACCAUGCCAGCAGAGUGGUGCAGGCUGCUGAUGCAGCUGGCUAUGAGGUCGCUGCUCUGUACGGCGAAAGCUUGGAGACUGGAGAACACAGACGCCUCACAAAAAGAGACAUUGAAGCCCACGUCGCACAUCCGUCGACAGAGUCCAGAAACUUCCAGCUGCGCCUCACUUCCGGAGAGCGACUGCACAUGUCGCUUACCAAACGUAGCGUUCUGGCCCCGGACCUGACAGUCGUAGAGCGCUUGCAGAAUGGAACCGGAAAGAGUCGCCCGCAAGUCCGCGAUUGCUUCUUCAGCGGCUCCCUGGAGUCAGGACACGCUUCACUAUCGCUGUGUGAUGGAAAAGUGACUGGGGCUAUUCACUCGAAAGACCGCGACAUCCAGUUGCAUCCACUUCCGGAAGACGUGGCUUGGAACCAUCAUGAUGAGGGUGAUCCCCCUUUGCUAAUGUUACUCACAUGGUCGAAUGUAACAGAUGAUGAACCUCCUAGCCCAGCAGACUUUAUUGAGGUGCAGGAAAACGACACUAAAUAUAACAGCAAGAAACCAAAAGGCAAACGCUCCGUGAAAGACAAGAAUAUGACGAUAGAGGUUGGCGUCUACCUGGACCGACUCUUCAUAAAAAAGGUACAAGAAAGCCUUGGAAUCUCCUCAAACCAGGAGCUCACGGAACUAAUUGCUGCAAAAUGGAGUGGUAUUUCGGGUGUUCUGAACAGCCCCUCUAUGAGACAGUACGGGUGGAACAUUAAUAUCAAGAUUGUCAGUUUGGAAAUCUGGCGAAAGAACCCGUCCUGGUACAACGACUCGCUAAGAGCUCUUGGACAACGUUUGAAGAUGGUUUGCGAGAACACCCAGCGUCAACCUUUCGACUACGUGUCCAUCGAAACUGCGGAAACCGAUGUAAUGAAACGAAGGGGACUGGCAUACCUAAGGACAAUCUGCGAACCGAGGUGGCGCUGCGGUAUCACCAAGGAACGGGCAGACAGUUUGUGUUUGAGAUCCAUGAGCUGGGCCACAGCCUGGGGCUGAUGCACGACUACCAGAUGCCCCAGUGUUCAGGACAGAAGAAAGGUUUCAUGGCUAACGUACAGUCAGUGCUCAGUCCCUGCUAUGCUAAAACUCUCGACUCCCUCUUCAGGCAACCCGCAGCAGCUUGUCUGUUUCAAGAUAGCGUCUAUACACAGCGCUCUAACCCAGUCAACAUUAAGCCAUAGAAAAUGAGCUUGGAGAUGAUCGUCAUCACGAUGAUGUAAUAAUAUGAUAUUGACACACGUGCGCGAACACACUUGCACACUUAUGGCCAGGCAGGCACACAUGCAGAUGUAUGACAAACACUGAGGUACACACUAAUACACUAUACAACUACUACGAAGUCAUGUGCACGUCGACAGCAAAGACACAAAUUAAUCCUCUUCCUUCAUCUCAUCAUGCAAGUCGUCUUAGAUUGUUUUCCUUGUCUUUCAGAUCUCAGAGGGUUGUGUGAAUGAAUUGUUGAAUAUUUACGCUGUAUCCUGUUUACAUUUUUCUUGAGUACAGCAUGUGGGAAACAUUAUUCUUUGCACAGUUCAGUCUCGUCACCAGCCCUGAAAUUAAAAAUGAAAACAACCUACAAUGAUAUGUCUGAGCAAUGCUUUAUGCCCCCCCCCCCCCAAAAAAAAAAAAAAAAAAAAAAGUGAACUAAUCCGAAACAGCGGCUCAUGGUCCACACAGACGAAUUAUGGGUUUGAAAUUUUCCGAUUUUGAUGUGGGCUUAUCUGAACAACAUUUGUACUUGCUGCGAAAUAAAUUGUGGAAUCAUUGUCUGGAAACUACAUUCAGCCUCUGUUGGCUUGAAACGAUCAGUCUUUUUUUUUUUUUUUUUUUAUUAAAGUGAAUUCCAAACAGA
Molecule: messenger RNA, 2177 nt
Organism: Pomacea canaliculata
Lineage: Eukaryota; Metazoa; Mollusca; Gastropoda; Architaenioglossa; Ampullariidae
Exons: 13
Coding region: 179-1321 (380 amino acids)
Molecular function (GO): metallopeptidase activity
Source: RefSeq, a predicted model, not a curated record